Messenger RNA from Drosophila arizonae, 1926 nucleotides. It is a transcript of the gene dpr16, whose product is annotated as defective proboscis extension response 16. The record is from RefSeq and is a predicted model, not a curated record. Gene Ontology annotation, biological process: synapse organization. Gene Ontology annotation, cellular component: neuron projection membrane. Lineage: Eukaryota; Metazoa; Arthropoda; Insecta; Diptera; Drosophilidae.
ACCAACAACAACAACAACAACAACAACGGUAACAUCAACAGCAACUUUUAAAUAGAUAAAACAACAACAACAUUAGCCACACAUAUCCAAGGUGUGACACAAAGCAGCCACCAAUCUUCUCACGCAAUAAAAUGCGCUGUCGACGGGCAGCCAGAGGAGCGACAGCAGCAGCCGGAGGAGGAGGAGGAGGCGAAGGAGGCGAGGGCCGUGCAGGAGGGCGAGCAAUCGCCGGGGAGAAGGUGCUUGGCAAACUCGCUGGCAGAAGAGCCAGCAGAUUUAGCCCCCCAUCUGGAGUCUGGGGCGCUGGCAGCGUACUGCUGGCAUUUCUGGCAGCUGUCAGCUUUCGUGGCAUGCACAACCCACUGGCAGCAAGUGCCACGACCCUUGGCGACAACUCAUCGCUAAUUGCGGCAACGAAUGGGGCAACAGAGGCUGCCACAGCUGCCACAGCCUUGCCGGGCAAUCAGUUGGGCAUUGAGCCAGAGAGCAGCACCACGGAACAACAAGCGGCGGAUACUUGGAGUGAGCGCCCCGAUACGGCAACACUGACAAAAGGCUUCUCGAUACCCACGUAUUUGCCACCUUUUCCGGAUUUCAUUGCUGCUGAUUUGCCACAGACAUCGUUGACAACGAUGACAGACUCAGCGCAGCUGGGCCACAAUCCAAUCCCCGCGGUCCUGGACAUUGACGACAUGAACUCCAUGCAAUCGACUCUUAAUAAGCAGCAGCCACAGCCACAGCCACAGCCACAGCCACAUAUGCGUCUGCAUGCCUACGAUAGUGAACAAAAGGAGCAGCAGCUGCGGCGAGAGAAGGAGCUGGCACGUGAGCGGGAGCAGCUGCCCCGUCGUCAUCUCAGUUUGCCAUCUCGUAACGUUACUGUGCAGGCCGGCCAGCAUGCCUACCUGCCGUGUCAGCUGCAUCAGCACUCAAACAAGCCGCUCUCCUGGAUACGUUUACGGGAUGAACAUAUCAUAGCCGUGGAUCACACAACAUUUAUCAAUGAUGCACGCUUCGCAGCGCUACUCCAAGCCUCCCAUGCUAACCUAACCAGCAGCCUAUUGGAGUUUGUCAAUGGCAGCAGCAGCAAUGGCAGCAGCAGCAACGGCAGCGGCAGCAGCCUUGGCUGGACGUUGCUCAUCAAAUAUGUCAAUCUGCAGGAUAUGGGCUGGUACGAAUGUCAGCUAGCCACAGAGCCCAAAAUGAGUGCCAAAGUGCAGCUCUUUGUGAUAACACCAAAAACGGAACUUAUUGGUGAUAAGCAGCGUUUCGUAAAGGCCGGCAGCCGAGUGGAACUGCACUGCAUUGUGCGUGGCACCUUGGAGGCACCAAAGUAUAUUGUCUGGUAUAGGGAGAAGCAACAGGUGAUGUCUGAGAACGAGGCGAGCGGCACCGAGAAUGGCUGGUAUACGCAAAUCGAUCGCAAUAUCUUUGGCAGCACCGAGCACAAUCGCAAUACGAUUGGCAGCCUAAUCAUACCCAUAGUGCGUAAGAGCCAUUCCGGAAACUACACCUGCGAGCCGGAAAACAGUGAAGCAGUCUCCAUACAACUGCAUGUGCUUAGCGGCGAAUAUUCCGCAUCAGCAAUCAUGUCCGCCGCAGCUGGAUUGUAUAAGCACGGCCAUGUCUACAACAGUUUCCAUCAAUGGCUCAUAUUUCUGCUAUUGGCCAUUCAUAAGACAUGAGCAUCAGCAGCGAGGUCAUCCAGUUGGAGCAUUAUCUGUUUAAUAAUACUGAUAAGAUUAACAUAUAGGUAAAUUGCACACUCUUUUAAAGUUAAAUUACAAAUUACAAACACCAGUGGAAGUGUUUGCGACGAUUUCUCACAUCAUUUCAACACCGUAUUUUAUACAAUUUCUAGAUAUAAUAUGUCAUGUCCUUUGUUAUUGUUUUUGAAAUUAGAUUGCUAAGCAUUUUUAACUUUAA